GCAAAGUCACGCUAACUACUGGCGCGGAAGAGUUCCGGUCAAGGUCACUUGGUAACAGAUACAGGGCUAAUGUUAUUAAAUGUACACAUAAGCAGGCUUCCUCAAGAGAUUGUAUCUUCGAAACGGUCGUAGACCUCUCCUGUUUCUUAUGUUUCCUAUGUGUUCUCAAGCGUAAUUUGGGCUUCUGGUUAUAGAAAUUUGAUAACUGACUGCGACGUAAUCACCGAACUUCGAGAGACACUAAUCUAAACUAGAGUAAUCUAUUGGGGAACAGCAGAAAGAUGGACAAAAUACCAGCGGUGAAAGCUUUCCUCAUUGGGUAUGCUGUGGCGGUAUUUCUAACCAACACAAAUCGCUGGGCUGAAUCCAUUGGCUUGUAUUUUGAGUGCUUGGUAUUAUUGAAUCAACUGUCAGUGAGCAAACCCUCUUCCGUACUGACACUGAUCGAAUAUGUGAUACGCCAAAAGUUUAUGAGGGCAGUUCUGUUACUCGAGGAACGUGGUCUUAAAUUCUAUGACCUCGGUCGGAUCAAAGAAUCAAUCAGCUGCCUAAAAAAGGCAUUGUGCAUCUACGAAAAAGCUGGUCCUAGAUUGAGUGAGGCGUGGUGUCACUGCCACUUGGGUAGAUCGCUUCACAUUGCGAGCCAGUAUGAAAGAGCUAUGGAGCAUUAUCAAAAGGCUCUUGAUGUAAGUGGACUAUCAAGACAUGAGAAACAAGAACUCGAGGGAAGGGUUUACAACAACAUUGGUGAGGUAUAUAAUGUGCGUGGAAAUUAUGAAAAGGCUCGUCACUAUUAUGAGAAAGCAUUUAAAAUAAAUAAGGAAAUUGGAAAUGAGAUACAGCAAGCGAUAUACUACAACAACAUGGGAGUAAUGAAUCAUAACUACCUGGGCAAUCUUGAGGCAGCACUUGAUUUCCACGAAAAAGCACUCGAGAUUCGUAAAAGACUUGGACGCAGAAAAGAUGAAGGAACAUCCUACAACAACAUUGGUGGAGUGUAUGAGGCACGUGGUGACUUCAAAAAGGCACUUGAAUAUUACGAAAAAAGCCUUAAACUUAGUGUAGACAUCGAAGACAGAGUGUUGGAGGCAGCAAAUCUGUACUUUAUUGGAAAAGUUUCAAUGAAACUCGGUCAGUUUCGAAAAGCCCUAGAAUAUCUUGAAAGAGCCCUUCAACUCAAAUCAGACGCAGGUGUCAAAAAGGCUGGAAACCUCACUGACCUUGGAAAUCUUUAUAUGUCCUUCGGUGAUUAUGAGAAGGCAAGACAAUAUCACCAAAAAGCCAUUAAACUCUGCGAGGAAAAAGGGGAUCUUGAAAUCAUGGGAAUAUGCUAUAAAAAUGCCAGCAAACUUCCCAGUUAUCUUGGUGAUGAUGAGAAAGCCAAGAGCUAUUUAGAAAAGGCUAUUGAUGUUCUCGAAAAAACUGGAAACAAAGUGGAUCUUGCCAUGACAUUUGCUAAUAUCAGUGAUAUUUAUAUUUCUACUGGUCAAUAUCAGAAAGCAUGCGAAUAUUUACAGAAAGCUCUGAAAGUCAGUGAAGAAGUCGGACACAUACAAUUAAAGACAUCAGUUUUAAUUAGUUUUGCCGCCUUGAAUUUUGCUCUUGGAAAAUAUGAGCAAGCCAUUGAGCAUGCUAAGAAUGCACUUAAAAUCGUGAAAGGGAUUGAUGAAAAACAAAGAGAGGUGUCUUGUUACGUUCUUCUUGGUAAUGUUUAUUUUGCUCAAGGUCACAACGAGAAAGCAAUCUGGUAUCAGAGCAAAGCACUAGAGUUGAAGAAGGAAAUUGGAAUGGAAGAUCAGUCGCAAAUCUAUCUUCGUAACACUUUAGGGGAAGUAUAUUCCUCUGAAGGCAACUUUUCGAAAGCAUGUGAAAACUUGCACGAAAGCAUUAAAAUCCACAAAAGAACUCGAUCUUUCCUCAAAGAUGAAACAGACAAGAUUUCAUUGGAUGGUAAGAACUAUUCUUGUUAUAAAUCUCUUUCGUGGCUGCUUCUUCGCGAGGGGAAUCUCAACCAAGCCCUUUUCACCCUGGAGCUCGGACGAAGUCGUGCCCUUGUUGAUCUAAUGUCGGAGAGUUACGGAAUCAAAAGGAGACUUGUUCAUAACGAAGUAACUCCAGAUGCCCUCCAAAACUUUUUUAAAGAACAGCAAAGGAACUUCCUCUUUAUAGCAACUUUUCAAAUGAAUAGCGAUUUCGCCCUGUGGUUCGUUGACAAAGGCGGAAGUGUAAAAUUCAAACUGGUAAAAAUAGACUUAGAAACAGAGUUAUUCAAAGAAAGUAGUGCCACCAAAGAGCCUGAAAUGGAUGCCUCUUCAUCGACUUUGGAUGAUCCACACUGCGAAGAUCGUUCAUUGGCUCUGCUGUAUGAAAAUUAUCCAUUUGCUUCACAGGAACAACAGUUAAAACCAAACAAAGGUUCUGUGCAAAUGCAAGUGAAACAAAUCGGAAGCAAAUCAUACAUUGGCCUUUCCUAUACGGUCAAGUCGUACGCUGCCUUUAUUGCUCCUAUAUUUGACCUCAUAGACAGCCCGGAGAUCAUCAUAUCCCCAGAACCCGGCCUUUUUUUGACGCCAUUUGCAUCGUUAAAGGAUGAAAAUGGAAAGUACCUUUCUGAAACUGUGAGAGUCCGCCUCAUCCCGUCUAUAACGACACUGAAGCUCAUUCACGACUCGGCAGCCAGCUAUCACUCUCAAAGUGGAGCUUUGAUCGUCGGAGAUCCAGCGGUUGGCCCUGUAGAGAUAAAUGGAAGUGUAAAGACUCUAGAUCCAUUGCCUAAAGCCAGAGAAGAAGCGCAGAUGGUGUCAAGAUUGGUAGGAGUGCGCUGUUUGAUAGGAGAGGAAGCCACAAAGGAGGAAGUCUUGAAAAGAAUCCAAGAAGUGAGCUUAGUGCACAUUGCUGCCCAUGGUGAUGAAACCACCGGGGAAAUAGCUCUUGCUCCCAACAGGUCUGUCGUUGGAGUUCCUAAGAUCGGCGACGUCUUGCUAACAAUGAACGACAUAGCUCGAGUUGGUAUCAGAGCCAAGCUGGUGGUACUCAGCUGUUGUCACAGUGCUCGUGGUAAGGCAUUAAAAGCCGAAGGGAUUGUUGGAAUUGCUCGAGCUUUCUUAGGAUCUGGUGCUCGUUCAGUUCUGAUGUCAUUGUGGGCUGUCGAUGAUGGGGCUACCAAAGCAUUCAUGAACAUAUUCUACAAGUUCUUAAUCCGCGAGAAACUCAGUGCAAGCGAAUCUCUUCACUUGACCAUGAAAAAAAUGAGAGAGUCAGUACUGUACUCUGAUAGGGAGCACUGGGCUCCAUUUGUCUUACUUGGUGACAAUGUAACUCUCACAUUUUAAGGUAAUCAUGCAAGAGGACAAACAUGGACAUGAUCAUCCCUAAGUCAUAGACCUUGUGCUACAGCGAUGAGGUACAGCCAUGUGAAAGCACCACUUUGUACUUUACAGUGCUUAGGGCGCUCGAAACUGAGUCUGCCAAGUUGAAAUAUUUAUUUUAUUUGCUUAGUUUUCUUCUCAGUCACCAAGAACGUGGCCGGAGUGACAUUAAUAUCUGAAUUUAUUUUGUGCCUUUUAAACCGUUCUAAAAACCAAAAUAGAACAAAAGCUCAAUUUUUUUUUACAUAUGGUGUUAAUUCUUGACCACAGAGGUUUAAGAAUUAUAAUGUAAAUGAUAUCCUUAGCUUUAUCUUAGCUCUAAAAACUGAAAACUAAAGGUGUUUUGGCCGGUUAUACCAUUUUUUAAAGCAACUUUGUACAUCAAGAAGAUGAUCAUGUUCAGUUCAACAGUAUUUUAGCAUUUCUUUGACAUCACUUCCUUUUGUUAAGAUUUGCAUUUUUAUACAAUUAAGUCAUAUCAAACGAGAAAGAGAACGAUAGAAGUAUAUUUUGAUGUAAGAAAUUAAAAUUUUCAAUUCCAUAGCCAGUUCUGUUCACACUCCGCAUAGCCGCACGUGAUAGAAACCUUCUAAAAUGCAAGGAGUCUAACUUUUUUUGUUUAUCUUUUGGGUAAAACAUACAAAUCGAAAUUUUUUAUGAUUCUUAUGAUAAAAUCAUAUUUCACUGAUCAUUUUUAGGUCUCUUGAGAUUGCUUCUGAUUUCAGAAAUGUUUGCAAGGUCCAGAAAAAACCAGUCCUUUGUACGAGGGUCUCAAUGGGGUUGACUGAUCGCCGUAAAAUAGCCAAGAAAUGUAGCCGUUAGCCGUAAAAAUUGACAAAUUUCAAGCGACAGUCGUAAAAAAAGUUAACGGUUAAAAAAUUUUCAGGUGACAACAGCGGGAUGAUAUCAACCGUUAGCCGUAAAAUGGCCAAAACAUUUUACUGUUAGCCAUAAAAGCCAUCACCCCAUUGAGACCCUCCUUUAGGAAAUGUUAAAUCACGUGGACAAUGUUUAUUUAUCUGUAAGGCCUCUGGUGAGAAAGAUAACCUCUCUUUUCCUCAGUUGAUAGGUAAUGGAGCCAUGAAAAUUUAUCGACCAGUCCAGCAAUCUGGACGGGCUUAUUAUUUUUUAAUCCUGUGCUAGGAUUUUCAUGUUUAACUAUAUACGGAAGUAGGUUGUUGGCUUUUAACAACGGCAUCUUAUUAUCAGUUUGAUACGUCACCGAUAACUGGUUUUAUUUUCAAAGAGCAAUUGUAGUCUGAAGUGGCCUAACGUUUGCGACGCAACGCAAAUGAUGUAGAGUCGAUAAGUCUAGUGUUAGAUCAAAGUCAGUGUCUGAACAAUUGUGUACCCACACCUCCCCUAACCCAACAACGAAAAAUUACUAACCAGGUAUGAUAAAUGUUGGUUUAAGGGAGGAGUAGGUGCGCAGUUGCUCAAAUACUGACAUUGAUCCCUAUUAUUUUAUUUGUGAGAAGUGAAUCGAAUGAA
Messenger RNA from Pocillopora verrucosa, 4859 nucleotides. The record is from RefSeq and is a predicted model, not a curated record. Lineage: Eukaryota; Metazoa; Cnidaria; Anthozoa; Scleractinia; Pocilloporidae.